CCACCAGAUAUAUAGAGUCGCCAAAGCCUAGCGUACCGGCCGGGAAGCGAGGACACACUUGGUACCCGCUGCAAUUGGUGACGUCCGCAACGGAACAGGGUCCACAUGUGAAGCUCACCUGCCGAGGUUCCACUGGCGAUUCACAAACCGCGAUCCCCCAGCUCUCCUCCACAACGGUCCCGCAAACAAUGGUGCGUGCUGCUGCUGCUGUCGACAACACGCGAUACCGCCAGCAUGUCGUCCUCGAGCGCAUCGCAGUCACCGCCGCGGGCUGAGAAGAUUGACCCCGUCCUGCGCAACGCGCUGCGCUACACCAUCAGCCCGCGCGAGUACCAGCUACUCCACCAGUAUCUCUUAUCACGUGCCCCGGUUGUGAAGAAGCGCACCAUCAACCCGCGCCGCUACGAUGCCAUCUCCAAAGGGCCAGACGACUACAACGUGGCUGCAGUGCGCGCAUCGCUGCGACUCGGCAUUGCAACUUUCGCGGCGCUGAAGACACAGGAGCUCGUCAAGGCGAAGCUGCUGACGCGAGGAACAGUGCAGAGUACACGACAGCCCAGUGUGCCAGUAUGGAAAUCGACCAACGUCCGCCUGAGCAGCUCGCUCGCACUCAUCCUCCUUUUCCACCGUCUCUUGCGCCGCUUCUUUGUCCGCCUGCGCGAAAGCCUGCUUAGCAAUGAGGCUCGCGCCUUCAGGAAACGCAACCCACGCGUCUCGCGGUCGCUGACAUCGCGCAUGGCACCAGCAAUUGGGUCCAGCUUGGCAGGCUUCUUCCUUGCUGUAUACCCCGGGGACCAAUUGCGGAUUACCAUUGCCAUCUACAUCUUCACGCGAGCUCUAGAGUUUUAUUACAACUACCUCGAAGACCGCGGCCACUUCAAGAACAGGCCAUACUGGUUCGGCUCCUGGAUGCUGAUGCCCGUUGCAUACGGUCAACUGUUCCACGCCUUCGUCUUUGACCGCGAUUGUUUCCCAGCCGGGUUCGGCGACGUCAUCAUAGGCAACUUACCAGAGUACAUCCAGCAGAGGCCCGCCGAUACACCGGCUUCAGUACGCUGGCCAGGCCCCUACGACAUCGUGGACGGACUAGCCGAAAUCUCCAAGCUGCGCUGGCCGUCCUUCGUAUCCCCCAUUCUGUUCCCCAACCAUGAAACCCUCCCGCAGAGCCUCACAGCUAUCUCUCCCAUCACAUCACCCGCCCACCCAGCCAUCAAAUCGCUAUCAUGUGCCCUCCUCCAUCCCCAAGACCCCUCCUGCCUGCGCACAUAUGUGCAGUACUGGAUCCAAGCCUUCCCCAAAGUCGCCCGCUUCUUCACCAUCUUCUUCACCGCCAUGUCGCUCGCGCGCUACAAAGCCUUACUCGCCUCUCCCUCGGCAGCCAUAAACAACCUCGCAAAAAGCAUCCUGCGCAUGUCGCUCUUCGUCUCCGGCGCCAUUGGGACGAGCUGGGGCUCCAUCUGCUUGUUCCAGAACAUCUUCCCGCGCUCUUUCCUCUCCACGCAGCGCUGGUUUCUCAGUGGCUUUCUGGGUGGUCUCUGGGCGUUUCUAGAGCGGAAGGAUGGUAGGGGCAAUUUCUUGUAUUGUACAAGGAUGUCGAUAAAUUCGGCGUGGAAGGUGGGUGUUAAGAGGAGGUGGUGGAGGGGUAUUGCUAAUGGGGAUGUGCUGCUGUUUGUGCUGAGCUUGGCUACGGUCAAUGUGCUGUAUGAGAUCUCGCCGCGGUCGGUGAGUAGCGGUGUUGCGCGGAAUGGACUGGGUGUGCUCAGGGGUGAGGGGUGGGUGGAUAGGGCGGCUGUUCCUCGAGAGGGGGAGAGUGAUGACGAUGUGGAGGGUGUUCCGCCACGAGCGGAUUAAUGAUAAUGUGUAUGUUAUGUUCACGAUCGGGAUUACUG
Macroventuria anomochaeta is the source of this 1889-nucleotide messenger RNA. RefSeq lists its product as uncharacterized. The transcript has 2 exons. The record is from RefSeq and is a predicted model, not a curated record. Lineage: Eukaryota; Fungi; Ascomycota; Dothideomycetes; Pleosporales; Didymellaceae. The coding region runs from base 235 to 1851 and encodes 538 amino acids.